Messenger RNA from Phlebotomus papatasi, 2614 nucleotides. Its product is annotated as L-dopachrome tautomerase yellow-f-like. The record is from RefSeq and is a predicted model, not a curated record. The coding region runs from base 15 to 1439 and encodes 474 amino acids. Gene Ontology annotation, cellular component: extracellular region. NCBI's taxonomy places the organism in Eukaryota, Metazoa, Arthropoda, Insecta, Diptera, Psychodidae. The transcript has 2 exons.
UCGGUGUCUUGACAAUGAAGAAGAACGUUUUCUUGUGGACAUUUUUGAGUUGUUGGUUUGUUGUUGGAGGAUAUAACAAUGGAAUUGAUUAUUAUUAUUACUGGCGGGAAGUGAAUUAUGAAAAUCUCCCACUCGCAGAUGAUACACAAAUUGGACCAUAUCCCUACCACAUUCCUUCCAACAAUAACAUCUUGGGCAUUACAUAUCAUGAUCAAAGUGGACUAAUGAUAACUACAGUUGGUCGCCUACGCCCAGGAGUUCCAUCGACCCUUAAUGCCUUCUGUGUUGCUGAAUACAACCAAGGAACAAGUCCUCAUCUCUGGGGUUUUCCUGAUUAUGAGAAGAACACAUUGAAGGAAGAGUUUUACGCUGGUGGAGACCAAAGUCGGAAGUUUAACAAGCAAGACAAAUAUUCAACGAACUACCACAAUUACUACCAGAACAAUAACUACAAUGACUUCAGCAUUAUUUCGGUAUAUCAUCCCAUUGCGGAUGAUCGCUGCAAUCGCCUAUUUGCUGUAGAUACCGGGCUUCUACGAUAUGGACCAAACGAACCAAUUUACAAUGUUCAAAAUCCAUCCCUUAUUGUCUUUGACCUACCACCCCAUGGAUGUGAAACUCGAUAUUUCCCGCUGAGUCGAAGGGUAGAGAUUCCUAGUCAUUUAUGGGAUAAUUCUUUUGGAUUCCUCUAUAUCACAUUGGAUUAUCAGUCUAAGGGUUCUUGUGACGAUCUCUUUCUCUACAUUACAAAUGCCUUUGACUUUAGAAUCAUUGUCUACGACUAUAAACAAGGGGAUUUCUGGUACUUUGCGGAUCCCUCAUUUAGACCCUACAUCGCUGAAUCACACAUGGUUUUCAACAAAAACUUCGAAUACGAUUUUCCUGUAGGUAUCAUUAAUUUGGCUCUUGGAUGGCCAGAUAAAUACGGUAACAGAAAUGCAUACUAUGCUCCGGAAUCAAGCUUUGCAGAAUACGUUGUAUCCACCAAACUCCUUAAAAAUUCGAGGAAAGCUCCCUACAAUCCUGGUGAAUUUGAACUUAUCGGUUACCGCGGAUGUCGUUCUCAAAGCUGCCAGCAAAUUUUUGAUCAGUCUUCUGGUGUAAUGUUCAUUGCUGAAACACUGUUAAAUAGAAUUCGUUGUUGGAAUACCCAACUACCCCUCAAUCCUGAUACAAUUGCUACAGUAUUUGAAUCAGACGCCCUACAAUACGUUUCGGAGAUUUUUAUGGAUAAUGAAGGAUAUCUUUGGUUACUUUCCUGCCAACUUCCUUUAGUCUUACAUAGUGAUGCCCCUCUUGAUAUAUCUGAUAUCACUGCAAGUGUAUUCCGCAUAAGGGCGGCGGAUGCCAUCAAAGGAACGGUGUGCGAUCUUUCGAAUCAGUACUACCGUAGUGAAUCCGGAUUUUCUUAUAACAAUUCAACUUUAAAAGACUUGUAAUUUUAUUAUACUUUAACACUAAACCUACCAAGACCAGGUCAAAGGACAAUGGGCAAAAGUGGUCUAUGGUGCAACCACCAAUGAGACCUAUAUCAUUGGAUAGGCAUUUGUAAAGGUAACAAUUUUUGUUCGGGAUCAAAGCUCUUGAUCAUGUGGGAAAAGUUCUAGUCUAGAGCAUAAAAACUAUUUUCGUAGAAGAAAAAUAAUCACUUAUUCGAAAUAUGCGCAUUUAUAUUGUCUUUUUUUAAGAAAAUACAUAAAUUGCAACAUAAAAUGUAUUAAAUGAUUGCAUAUGCAUAUUCUCAAAAUAGACAUAAAACCAUGUAUCUUUACAAUGCAUAACAUGCGUAAAAGGACAUUGAAACUUAAGGGCUCAAAGUCAAAACGUGAAACUUUAUAUCUCCUCAGAUAUUUAUUAAUUGAAUUUAAUCAAUGAAUAUUCAAUCGAAAGGUCUCGAAAAAUCCUACAAAAUGGCGGAAUAGAUAAAUUCACAAAUUGACCGCAAGGGACUCUCCAGGUUAUUAAAGUUUUCAAAUAAUAGGAAAAGUUUUAAGUUUUUAACACUAACCGAUUUUAAUGAUCUUAUAAUCUGUAUGUAUGAUAUUGUGUUAUGGAGAGAUAUGGCCCCAUUGUAUUCAUCGAUUUCAGUAGAAUCAUUAUACAUAUUUUGACUUAUUUUUGUGACUGUGAUUUAUUUAUUUAUUUUCUUUUUAAAUUGUAAUCAGAUUUUAUAUGACUGAAUAGCCUUUCAAAAACCUUGUUUCCAUGCCGAGUUUCAACUUUCUAUCUUUUCUAAGAGAGGAGUAAUAGUGGAAAAAGUCCUCAUUUUGUAUGGGGGUUACAAGAAGGAGUGGAGGGGGAAGAAACCUUUAUACAUGGUUAAAGAGCCUUCGAUAAACCUUGAUCUCAUAUCAAGUUUCAGAUUUCUACGUCUUCUCAGAGGAAAGUUAUAAUGAAAAUAGUCCAGAUUUUGUACGGGGGUUACAGGAAGGAGGGGUGGGAAGAGGGGGUAGUAUCCAUGGAUAAAUAGCUGAAGUCAUACAUUGACUCCAUACCGUAUUUCAUGAAGAUCCCUUUGGCUGAUGUUGAGUAAUUUGAUGUUAAAAUAGUAUUUUUUCGAAAGGAUAAAGGCGUUUUUACAAGGACUCCCGGCGAAUAUCGUCCUGGGUCUCGG